GUCACCUCCUGUUAUUCGCUCGACGCACGCAUUUCCGGCUCACGUUAGCACACAGCCAUGGCAGCUUCCGCUUCCGCCGCAUCUUCCUUCAUCGGCACGUGCCUCCCUGACGUGCACUCCACUUCGGGUCGGUUCGUGGCUCGGUUUGGGCUUGGCACCAAGAAGAGCCCGCCUAAGAAAGCAUCGAAGCGUAGCUCCGAUAGGCCACUGUGGUACCCGGGAGCGCAGGCGCCGGAAUGGUUGGACGGAAGUCUUGUCGGCGAUUACGGAUUCGACCCGUUCGGGUUGGGAAAACCAGCGGAGUAUUUGCAGUUCGACCUGGACUCACUGGACCAGAACCUCGCGAAGAAUUUGGCCGGUGACGUGAUCGGGACUCGAACAGAGUUUUCCGAUGUCAAAUCGACGCCAUUCCAGCCUUACAGUGAGGUUUUCGGCUUGCAGAGAUUCCGUGAGUGCGAGCUCAUUCACGGACGGUGGGCCAUGCUGGCUACACUCGGUGCCCUGGCCGUUGAAUGGCUCACCGGCGUUACCUGGCAAGACGCUGGCAAGGUAGAGCUUGUUGAGGGUUCAUCCUACCUUGGGCAACCUCUUCCCUUCUCAAUGACCACAUUGAUCUGGAUUGAGGCUCUGGUGAUUGGAUACAUUGAGUUCCAAAGGAACGCCGAGCUGGACCCCGAGAAGAGGCUGUAUCCCGGCGGCAAGUUCUUCGACCCACUGGGCUUGGCCGCCGAUCCGGAGAAGAAGGCCACCCUGCAACUUGCAGAGAUCAAGCAUGCUCGUCUUGCCAUGGUGGCCUUCCUUGGUUUUGCUGUUCAAGCUGCGGCCACUGGCAAAGGCCCUCUCAAUAACUGGGCAACCCAUUUGAGCGAUCCUCUUCACACUACCAUCAUUGACACUUUCACUUCCUGAAAAAGCUUUCUACUCUCUAGUCAUCUGAUAUUGGCAAUAUGCAUGUCCUGCAGACAUUUCACGUAGUUCAAUUAGUACUUGUAAAGUUAGUGAUAUGGUGGAAUUUGAGAGGCUAAAGCAGAAUGUUACUGCUUCAUUUUAUUGCGUCUCAAUGUUAAGAAUCUGAAAACAUGAAAAUGAAACGAGUGUGAAAAGAUGAGUUUGGCUCCUUGUUA
Neltuma alba is the source of this 1124-nucleotide messenger RNA. RefSeq names its product chlorophyll a-b binding protein CP29.1, chloroplastic. The coding region runs from base 58 to 909 and encodes 283 amino acids. The transcript is spliced from 2 exons. Gene Ontology annotation, biological process: photosynthesis, light harvesting. Lineage: Eukaryota; Viridiplantae; Streptophyta; Magnoliopsida; Fabales; Fabaceae. The record is from RefSeq and is a predicted model, not a curated record. Gene Ontology annotation, cellular component: membrane.